This is a messenger RNA of Pantherophis guttatus, 6029 nucleotides long. It is a transcript of the gene DDAH1, whose product is annotated as dimethylarginine dimethylaminohydrolase 1. Gene Ontology annotation, biological process: positive regulation of nitric oxide biosynthetic process; arginine metabolic process. Gene Ontology annotation, molecular function: dimethylargininase activity; amino acid binding. The record is from RefSeq and is a predicted model, not a curated record. Gene Ontology annotation, cellular component: mitochondrion. NCBI's taxonomy places the organism in Eukaryota, Metazoa, Chordata, Lepidosauria, Squamata, Colubridae.
CACAGCCUCUCCGGCUCCUAAGCGCGCUCGCGACCACCUCCUCCUGUUGGGAGGGAAGGGAGGCCAUUUCAGCUGGCUCCGGGAAGAGAGGGGGACGCUUGGCAGCAAGCUGCGCUUCCUUACGGCGGUGCCGGGCAGCGCGCGGAGCCAGACACUGCAAGGGCAGGGUUGUGGUGUUUCUCCCGGUCGGCUUGAGUUUCCCGGCUAAAACCCCCCCCUGUUUUGCGAACAUGGCAGGGCUGAGCGGCGGCCCCUUCAGCUUCGGGCGGUGCAGCCACGCGGUGGUGCGGGCGCUGCCGGAGUCGCUUUGCCAGCAGGCGCUGAGGCGGGAGAAGGCGAAAGAGGUGGACUUGGCGCGCGCCGAGCGGGAGCAUCAGCUCUACGUGGGGGUGCUGAAGAACAAGCUGGGGCUGCAGGUGUUGGAGCUGCCCGGCGACGAGAGCUUGCCCGACUGUGUCUUUGUGGAAGAUGUAGUCGUGGUGUGCGAAGAGACCGCUCUCCUCACGCGCCCGGGAGCGCCCAGCAGGAGGAAAGAGGUUGAAGCAAUGAAAACAGCACUUAACAGUCUUAGCCUGAAUAUUGUAGAGAUGACAGAUGACCAGGCAACCUUAGAUGGAGGAGAUGUUUUAUUUACAGGUCGGGAAUUUUUUGUGGGUCUUUCAAAACGGACCAACCAUCGUGGUGCAGAAAUUCUGGCAGAUACCUUUAAGGAUUAUGCUGUUUCUACAGUCCCUGUUGCUGACUCCUUGCAUCUGAAAAGUUUUUGCAGCAUGGCUGGACCAAACCUCAUUGCUAUUGGUUCAAGUGAAGUUGCACAGAAAGCCCUCAAGACAAUGCAGCAGAUGAGCGACCACCGUUAUGAUAAACUUACAGUUCCUGAUGAUGCAGCAGCAAACUGUGUGUAUUUAAACAUUCCUGGCAAAGGUCAUGUUUUGUUGCAUCGAGCCCCUGAGGAGUAUCCAGAAAGUGCAAAGGUAUUUGAAAAACUGAAGGACCACAUGUUGAUCCCUAUAGCCAACACUGAGCUAGAAAAAGUAGAUGGAGCACUCACUUGUUGUUCGGUCCUUAUUAAUAAAUCUUCACAAUUAUGAGUUUACAGAUUUCCUUCCUUGUAUAUGGCAAUAAUGUACAUGCAAGGCAAAUGAAUCUGUAUUUCACUUGUAUUGGUUUUCUUGACAAUCUACUGUACCACUGUGCUACUGACCUUUGUUUACAAUGGUGCCCCUUCACUCGUAAUUAAGGUGCGUGUAUAUGCUUUUUCCUGACAUAUAAAGAUUUGAAGCAUGUUUGUCUGGAUUUCCCAAAAAAUUGUUAUGAAAAUUAAUGGUUUAUGUAGUAGAUGUAAAAUGAUCUCAGAAGCAGAAGUAGGGGCCACUUCUAGCAUCACAUUUGACUGGGGUACAACAACUAGAUGCAUAUCUACUAUGCUGAACAUUCCUAUAACUUACUUUGAGAUCCUAGGACUUGACUUUAAAAUCAGGUCAUUGAAGACAUAUGGCCAAAUGCCAUACAAAAUGUAAUACUGGACUUCCUCACAAUCCGUUUUAUGUAUUUGUCAUCAACAAAUUCUUUCCACCACGAUGUAAAGAGUAAGACACUUGUUUUUAUAAUGCUAGUGAUUUUGGCACAGGAACUUUAUAAUGCUCCCUGGAGAGUUUAUCCACUGCUUUUCCACUACUCUGUGUAAAUUCCAGGAUUGACAUUGAUAAGUCAUCAAAUAUUUACCAGCUGCAAAAGGCAUAAAAGUGGAAAAUUACAAGUGCUUACAAUACCACAGUAGCUAGUCUUCAAAUAUGGGCUAUUAGGAAGAUAAGGGCUCAGAGACGUAUACCGGUAUCUUCAUGCAUUUAUUCUUAUGUCAUCUCAAAUAAUUUCUUUUCCUUGCUUUGGGGAAGUUAAUUGUAAUUAGAUUAGAACACGAGAGGGAAAUCUGCACAGGAUAAUGCCCAUAUUAUAUAUGUGUUUCUUUAACAAAAAUAAGGCAUCUGUUUAAAUAGAACAGCCUCUUAUAUGAAAAUGUUGUUGAAAGUAGCUUGAGUAGUUAACAUGGAUCCAAAAAUGUCUUAGAAAAUACUGGAGGAUUUUAGAAGUAAUACUGGAAUUGGCCCAGUUUUAAUCUAGUCUGACUUUCGGUCACCCUUCUUUAGUUCUGCAUUCUGCUUUUUGAGGAGGGGGCAGAGAGCUCUCUUCUAGAGUUCUAAGUUAUAGAUAACCAAAAGGAAAUUCAGUGACUCUUCCUUUAGUAACAACUGUAGUGUAAAACAAAUUUUAAUUAUUGUAGAAAAUUAUUUUCCUUUUAGUGCCUUGGAAGAAAACUGUGAAUGAAAUUAAUUACAAAGUGUAGAUGGAUUACUGUGAAGGUUUGAGGCAGUUGUGUGUCCAAAAUGCUGGUUUGUUUAUUUGCACUUUUUUAUUUCAGUAGAUAUUCAGGUUGUUCACAAGUUAAAAUUUCUACAUAUUUUAAAGUUUUGAUUCACAAAGUUUUAACAAAUUAAUAAAACACUUUAUUUUACUGCCACCUCUCAUAUUGUACUUUCAUGCAAGUACUUGUUGUUAUGGUUUUAAAUAUUCAUUUGAUUAGCAGAGUUCUUUUCUAUUCAAACACAAAUGCUGAACUUUUUGAAAAACAUAAAUAGUAAACAAGACAUGGCAAGGGAUCUUAGAUUCUUCCAGAUAUUCUACUGUGCAAUGGUCUGUCUCAUUUAUAACAUUUCAUGUGGGGCAGAAGGACCCUGAUGAUUUUGCCUUUUACUUGUAAAUCUCCUAUGUAUUCCUGCUGCUAAUUUCAUUUAUAUUGUUUCUGAGAAAAAAAACUAAGAAAAGAUAGAACUACAAAAUGUACUUUGGUAGCAUUCUUGGGUCCUGUUGUUUCCCUGUUCUAUAUAUCCAUGUCUUCCAAGAGACUCCCAUUACUAAUAUGUCUAAAUAUUCAAGCUGUGCCUGGAAAUGGAUAUCUUUAUUUAAACUGUAAUUCAGUUGAAAGAAAUGUUUAUUUUGGCAAAUUUUGCAAUAUACUUAAGCAACCAGCUCUCAAAUUUUAAACGUUUAUAUAUAUAUAUAUAUAUAACAAGAAUAUAAAGUAGUAUUCUCGGAAAACCUAUUCAAUCAUUUUAACAAUGAUGAGAUUAAACAAAGUAAAUUUUCGUCAAGAUUUGCCAUUGCCUUUAUCAGUUUUCCAUUAAUUCUCCAUUUUGGGCACUACUUCUGGUAACUGGCUAAUGUAGAGUAUCACAAACUUCAAGUAACCAAUUACAUUAAAACUAUGGUUGAAAUUAUUUAUAUGUAAGAAACACAGGGAAACAUAUGUAGAAUCCAGGAAAUGCAACAUGGGAAUUGUCAUAUGUAACUUUUGUUUAUCUUUUAGCUGGAUUAAUUAUACUUAAAAACUCUAUAAUUAUUUUUCUGACCCUUCCUUUCUUUAAUAAUAUUUUCUCCUAAAAUGAAAAAUUAUUUAUUUUCCUGGCAUGUUCUUAUUUUAUUUCACUAAAAUGAUCACAUUCUUAUUUUAUUCCACUGAAAACUGCGUAAUGAGUUUAUACAAAAUUUGCUUAAUGAAUAAUAGAAGAAACUGUUCGUAUUUUUAAUUGGUAGUUUGGAAAUAUUUAAAAAUGUAGUUGGAAAAUGAGGGUUUUGUUUUACCAUGUGGAUUUCAAUUCAUAACAGAAAAUAAUAGAAAUGUUUUAGAGAUAUCGUGAAAAGCUUUGCAAAAUAACAAGAAUGGUUGUGUGAAUUCACUUCUUAAGUCUUCAGUAGUUGCUCAUUUUUUAAGCUAACAUCACAGCCCAAAGAAUACAUGUUCUGCUUUGUUUUUACAUCAUUAAUACAUUAAUCAGGAAUGUUAAACUAAUUUCAGUUGGCCACCAUUCAAUGAAAUAAAGCCAGAAAAUACUUGUAAAAUUGAUUUUACAUUUUGCUUUGUUUUGUGUCUGCUGUGACAACUGCAUUGUCAGUAGACUUACACCAAGCAUAUUUUUCUACCUGAAGUAUUGUAAAUUGUGUCAUCUGUUAGUGGAUAGUUUGCUUGCUGUGCCAGACAAUUUUCAUUUUUUUUUUAAAAUUUGAUUUAUAUGCCGCCCUUCUCCAGAGACUCAGGGCGGCUUACAGUGCGUUAAGCAAUAGCCUUCAUACUUUUGUAUAUUUUACAAAGUCAGCUUAUUGCCCCCACAAACUGGGUCCUCAAUUUACCUACCUUAGAAAGGAUGGAAGGCUGAGUCAACCUUGAGCCUGGCAAGAUUUGAACUUACUAAUUGCAGACAGCUGGAGUUAAAUUACAAUGCAUUAGUCUGCUGAGCUAUCCAGCAAUUUUAUAUGCUAAUGAAUUCUACACUAAUCUAAAUAUCCAGGAUAGCUUAUAGUUUAUAUUUAUGCAUAAAAUAUCUGCAGUGCCUAUUAUGUUUUUAGUUUUCCUGAUGUUUGUCACAGUGAUCUGUAAGAAUCACUGUUAUUGUACUGACGUACAUAAUACAUGUAUACAGCUGGUGAAUCUUUUAUUAAGUUUGAAUUUUGUGCCCUUUUCUGUUCUAUUCUCAUGCAAUCUGUACUUCUGAAUUAAUAUUUACAAAUCGUAAUUCAAUAUCAAAAUGCUGCAUUAGGUUGGAACUAUAUAAUUGAAAAUGCAGCCUUAUUUUAUAGUAGCCCUGUUCUUGUCUGGAGGACCAUAAAAAUUAAAGAAAUUUCAUCAAAUUAAGUAUCCUUGGGUAUUUUAGGCAUGUAAAAAAGGUAAGAAUAAUGCCCCAAAUUUAAUCAUAUUUCAGCCUUAGAUACUGAGCCUCUGCCUAAACAAUGCUAUCUAAAUUUUUGUUAGCAUGGAUACCAAAGGCAAGUUAUACGAUCAGUUCUAUGAAGUUGUAAAGCCUUUUUAAUACUACCUCAGUAGUGCAGUGACUCUGUAUUUAAAAGUAGCAUUAUCAACAGAUGGGAUAAACUUGUCCUUCUUGCAAAAUAUAAUAUGUUCUUUGAUGUGCAGAGAAUGGGGAAUAAAGAUAUUAAUUCACAACAGCACUUCUGUGAUGGCAUAGACCACUCUUGAAAUUACUGACAUCUUUAAAAUGGGUUUCCUUUGUGUUCUCCAGUUCCAUACUUAAAGUAUCUAACUAAAGAGAAAAGCUCACUAGGCAAAACUCUCACUGAUGUAUUCUAUAAUUCUACACUUUUGGUCUCAAAACUUAAAAGUUGGAAGCUAGAGAUAGAUACCCCUAUUUGAUCCCUAGCUGUUUAGAUUGUUUUGAUUUUUUAUGGGGUGUGUGCGUGAACUAAGUGAUGCAAUAUAUGGGUUUCCUUGUUGGACAAAAUGUAAUCAGUGUCAGCUAAGGUUCCUUUCCACGUGCCAAUGAGAAGUGUUUAUACAUGCUGUACCUUAUACUGCUAUACUUGGCAUCCUUCCACUCCCUCCCACACAGCAAAGUAUAUACUUAGUUCAAUCUUUCACAGAUGCCAUGUUUUAGAAGUAUGGUGUGGAUUUUAAGGACAUAUGGAACACAGCCUCUGUGAGAUUUGAUCAUAACUCCUGUAGAACACCAUGUUCAGCUAGGUACAGAACUGUCCAAAAUGCGUCUCUCUUCUCCCUUAACAACAACAACAACAAAACCUGUUAACUCUUGUUUAUUGAAACAUAAGAGCAGAAUUAAUCUGAAUCAAAUGUUUCUAAGGAGCUGGUACAUAUCCAUUAAUGAUGAAAGGCAGUUCUUAAACAGCAUUUUUAAUCUGUAAGGUGGCUGGGAACAAAAUAUGAGGCACCUCACUUGAACUCCCAGAAAGGCUUCUUGUAAAUGUGUGAUGUAGGAUGUAGUUUCAAGUCACAUAUGAAAUGUAUUUAGCCUUGUUUUCAAACAUGCAGCUACUAACCACAGAAUUCAAAUGUGUUAUCUUUAAUAUAUCCAACUACUUUUUUUGUGUGUCAAAAUUCUUGCCAAAUUCCAUAACCUGUUAACACUGGAAAAAGUGCUGUUUAUUUUACUUAAUUUUGUCUUGUGCAUUUCUAACAUUAUGUACACCCAUCACUAUCGAAUAAAGUGUCAGCUGAAGCUAAA